CUGCGGAAGGGAACAAGACUGCUCUGUAUAGUACACCAUGAUUGUCCGGCAUUGUUUGCGGCAAAGCCGCCAGCUCGGUGCGCUCAACUGCCCAUCGCGCGUCUGGGCCCGAUUCUCCUCCACCGAGACGAUUGUCGAGACGAUUGUCGACACUCCGGCGCAGCAAGCCCCCCGGGUGACUGCGACUCCAGUUGGAAUUCCCUCGGAGCCUGGGUCGCCGGCAGCAUAUGCAUUGACUCCUGAAAAGGAGGCCUGGGACAAGGGUCUGCAGCGCAAGGCCGACUUCCGCCAAAUGGGAACCACUCUGGAAGGCAAAUACAAUCCCGACCAGCUUCUCUUCAACCCCCCUAAACCCGCCGACCUCACUCUCGAAAUGCUCCUCGCCAAUCAGACACACCUCGGACACUCAACCUCCCGCUGGAACCCGCAAAACUCCCCGUACAUCCACGGUAUUCGCGAGGGCAUUCACAUCAUCUCCCUGGACGUGACCGCCGCGUAUCUACGACGGGCGGCCAAGGUCGUCGAGGAGGUCGCCGCCCGCGGCGGAUUGAUCCUGUUCGCCGGCACCCGGAAGGGCCAGAAGCUGAUGGUGGUCCGGGCCGCCGAGCGGGCCCAGGGCUACCACCUCUUUGAGCGAUGGAUCCCCGGCAGCUUGACCAACGGCAGUGUCAUCCUGGGCCACUGCGAGGUGAAGGUGGUGAACAUGUACGACGAAGAGCUGCCGACGUUCAAGGAGGUGGCCAACUCCCGGCCCUCGCUCAAGCCGGACUUGGUGGUCUGCCUGAACCCCCUGGAGAACACGGUUCUUCUGCACGAGUGUGGCCUCAACAACGUCCCCACCAUCGGCAUCAUCGACACGGAUGCGGACCCCACCCGCGUCACCUACCCGAUCCCCUCGAACGAUGACAGUCUGCGUGCCGUCGGCCUCAUUGCUGGUGUCCUGGGACGAGCCGGAGAGGCCGGUCAGAAGCGGAGGUUAAAACUUGCUAGGAAGGGGCAAAUUCUUUAUAAGCCCCUUACACAGCACGAUCUCCCAAUCCGCAAGCCGGGGGCGGCAAAUGAUCGGAAAGAGGAGUCAGAGAAGCGGAAAUGAAGAAUCGGCGGCGCUACGGAAUUUAUUUUUGAUCUCGGUUUGCCUGCCCUUGACUGGGAUUGUACUGUACAGGACAUAUAAACCUUUUUUGCGUCUGUUUUUCCUUCCCCAUGUUUUUCCUUCUGGUGUUGCGAAUAUGUAUCAACAAAUGUCGUCUGAAUCAUAUCUUUAACUUCCAUCUGUACUACCGUUUCAAUGGAUUGUUUUCGUGUGC
Aspergillus fijiensis CBS 313.89 is the source of this 1307-nucleotide messenger RNA. RefSeq names its product mitochondrial 37S ribosomal protein uS2m. Bases 38 to 1093 code for a protein of 351 amino acids. Gene Ontology annotation, biological process: translation. Gene Ontology annotation, molecular function: structural constituent of ribosome. Gene Ontology annotation, cellular component: mitochondrial small ribosomal subunit; ribosome. The transcript is spliced from 3 exons. NCBI's taxonomy places the organism in Eukaryota, Fungi, Ascomycota, Eurotiomycetes, Eurotiales, Aspergillaceae. The record is from RefSeq and is a predicted model, not a curated record.